AUGCCGGAGGCAUCGCAGAUAUCCCACAAAUACUUUCUAGGGGAGCGUUCGGGGCAGGACCGGGUGCCCCCCGGACUGCACUCACGCCCCGCCCACCAGCAGCUCCCCGGGGCGGGCGGGGCGCAGGGGCGCCCUCCGGGACCGUCCUCCGGCGGCGCGGGCGCGGGCGCGGGCGCGGGCCGGACGCGGGGCCAAUGGUCGCUGCCGGGCGGGGCCGGGCCGGCGGGCGCGCGGGGCUGGGCGUGCCCACGGGUGACGCGGCGGCGCAGGCCAAUGGGCGCGGGGUGGCGGGCGGGCCUCGGGGCCGGGCUUCAGGGCACGGGCCGGGCCUGCGGGACAGACGGACGCGGGCUCGCAGCGGGAAGGCACACCGCGGGCAUGGCGCUGGCGCGGGCCUGGAAGCAGAUGUCCUGGUUCUACUACCAGUACCUGCUGGUGACGGCGCUCUACAUGCUGGAGCCCUGGGAGCGGACGGUGUUCAAUUCCAUGCUGGUCUCCGUCGUGGGGAUGGCGCUGUACACAGGAUACGUCUUCAUGCCCCAGCACAUCAUGGCCAUAUUGCACUACUUUGAAAUUGUACAGUGA
Molecule: messenger RNA, 585 nt
Organism: Pipistrellus nathusii (Nathusius's pipistrelle)
Lineage: Eukaryota; Metazoa; Chordata; Mammalia; Chiroptera; Vespertilionidae
Source: the annotation of a GenBank genome assembly